AGGCUCACCAAGGCUCCGCUCCACGUAUCUGCACCUUGAUCCUACCAACACUACUACACGCAUACCUUGCUGUGUCUAUUUUAAGGUCGGAUUUUUUGUAGAUGAUCCUGUCGCACAAGCCGCAAACCUAGAGUAGUACAUAAGGAUGAACUUGCUUCAAGAAUUAAGAUUUGUUUAUUCGCCUUUCUUCGUGCGCCACGCCAGGGCUUUUGCUGGCGUCGCUGACAAGUGCAAUAAUUAAAGGAUGGCUGCUUACUAGGAAUUCACUGUGACAACUGCUUUCAUUUAUUCGGCACACGGCCUUCGUGAAUGGUUUUAUUUGGGCACCUUUAUGACCACCGCUAGUGCCUGCCUACUUUUUUUCGGUUUAUUAUAGCGAAUAAGUAGACGUACUAGAUCUAGAACUAGACCUGCCAUAGUAGAUGUAGAUCUGAUUCUGCAAUCCGAUCAUGAGCCCUGCAAAGUUUUUGCUUCCUCGCGACCCCCUCUUUUCCCCCGCGACAUUGUUCAUACGACCCGCUCAUCGAAGAUUUCUAGCAGGAGAUCAUAUUCAGGACGCUGACGACCGUUGCUCUUCAUCUACUAAGGUGGAGAAGGUCUGGUUGAACUACAAAGAGCCCGUGGUCAGCAGGUGCGAGGGUCGUGGCCGACACGACGAUGUUUUUUUCCGCAGGAACGCGGCGGUCGAAGCGGCUUCGGGACAAAACCUUGGGCAAGGGCUUUGCCGAAGUUUUGCGGAGAGAGGAGCUAUUUUGCAAACCCGUGCCAGUAGACGAUGUUGGUCAGCAAGAACAGCAGCAGAUAUUUUUAUCAAGACCAACAGGAGCAGCAGGAGGAGCGUCUUCCUCUUCUUCCAGUGCAAUAAACCCAAACUACAACCCAAUCGCUGAUUCUCCACAGCAGCCUGUCGCCUCCUUUGCUUGCGACGUGUGUCUACUCGAUGUGGAGGACGAUGACGAAGUCGCGAUUCUGCACCCCUGCGGCCACAAGGGCCACGCGGAUUGCGUGCGGCUGUGGAGCCAGCGGGAGAACACCUGUCCGCAGUGCCGGAACCGGUUCCCCAGGUAUGGAAUCUACGUGCCAAUCGUAGUGCCGAUCGAAGAUGGCGAAGUUCUUGACCCCACCGCCGCUCCUGCGCCAAAUAGCAAACAAGCCAGUCCACCAGGUUAUUUGCAAAAGUGCUGGAAGCUGGAUCAGGUUCCCGAGGUGUUUCAAACGGACCAGGACCUGGAGGAAGAGCAGAGAAACGCGAGAAACAGAAGGCGGAAAAGAUCGGUGCUCGCGACCGUACUUGGCGAAGAGGGGGGGUCAUCGGGGGAAGACGGCAGCUUUUACACAGAGUCGGACCCUGAACAAGAAAAGGACAACUACACGAGGGACGGUAACAAAAGCAUAAGCAAGCAGAACAACCACAUCGUCAAGGGCAAAAACGCAAAAGGCAAUAAGUUGGACAACAACGACAUUUUUCACGUCGCACCUGUUGCGAAGAAGAAGGCCAGGAAAAGAAAAAUCCUGUCUUUCCGGGACCACGACUUCGAGCGGGCCUUGCCACCAGGAAGUAAAGGUAAAACCCCGACGACGACGACGACCACAGGAAAUGCAAGUUCUGGCGGGGUUCUCGUCGGUACUUCGGCCAGCGCGUCGAGUUCGUCUGCGUUUCGGUUGCCUGUGUUGUCAUCGGGUGCAGCUUCCGAGACCACGGGUGGACAACAAGGAAAUACAAAGCACGAUGAAGACGACCAGCAGGAGCUCCUGCAAGGGAAGAACCUUUCCUUGUCGCUGACAUCAAGGGACAAAAAUAAGUCGGCUCAUCUUGUUUCUUCUACCCGUGGCGCCGUCGAGGACGCUGCAGAGGAGGAAGCGGAGCUGGUGUCCUUCAUCAGCGAUACGAGCGACAGCAGCACGUCGGACGAGUCGGAGUUGCCAUCCGAUGAUGAUGGAAGCGCGUCAGCGUCAUCUGUCAGCAAGGACGACGAAGACGUGUCUCUGGACGAGGAGUCGAAAGCGGUUUUUUCUUCCGCGGUGGCAGGGACUACGACACAGACACUAGGUCGCCACAAUCUUCAAGGUGCACGCAACGGGACCCAACACCCCCCAGGGCCGCAGCCGAAGAUCGGCAAUAAGGACAACGUCGAGGCUGAAAACACGACAGCACACCUGCAAGUAGAUGACGAGCCAGCCGCAAAGAGGGUGAAGAGAGAGCAAGAAUCAAAGAAUCAGGACUACCAAGAACAGCAAAAUCGACGGCGCCCACUGGAAACAACUAGUAAAGGCCAUGAGCCUGCGGCUGCGAACGAGUUGUUGCUGAAUCAUAAAACAUCGAAAAAGCGACAGCGAGCACAUAGCAGCAGCGACGUGGUAGUCGCGACGGUUCAAACAGGGUCUUUUGACCCCUUUGCAUCCGGAAAUACGCAAGGCGCCGUUUCGUUCGUUGCGGCAGAGCAGCACCCCGGUGAUGUAGCUAAGUCAGGAGUUGGUGUGGCGACAAGCAUGGAAAUAACUGACGGUAGUUCUUUGUUUGGUGCAACUGCAACUAGUACAUCUUCAACUGCGGUGAAAACAGAACAAAGGCAGCACGGAGACGGCUGCACGACAGGAGCAGAAACGGGGGCAGCGACGACCCAAAAUAAAGUUCUUCCCUCCAGCAACGCUAUCAAGCGCCGCGCGAUGCCAAACUACGUGACAGGCCCCGACUACCAGUUGAAGCUGCAACUCCAAAAUCAUUUUCUGACGGAUGAUUUUCUUGAGGAGAUCGCGCACAAGGUGAAAAAGGCGCGAUUCCAGGACAAAAUCCGCCAGCGGUUUCACUCCGUCAUCCUGGCCAACAACCGACUACGAGCGCCCGGCGUGCUCCACCUGCUUCGCGUGUGUCAGCCCACGCAGCUGCUGGACCUGAGCAGCAACCGCGUGAAUGGCACGGGGCUGAUUGCCAUCGGCUAUCAAAUGCAAAAAUGUCUGGGUCUGGAAGAAUGCAAGUUUGUCAUGCUUGUCUGGCAUGACUCGAGAAUCUGCGUUGCAUAGUCACGAAAAGGCCCCCUUACCUGUCAUGCAAAAACGCAGUUUGCCAUGCGGAAUACGUAAGACAUGGCAGCCAAAAAAUUUGUCAUGCGUCGCUGCGUAUUGCAGUGCGUCUAUCAUUCAGAUUUAGGAUUACAAGUUUCCAGACCCAGACAUAUUGGCAAUCCAUAUCGGCCUAGAACUGCUGAAAUACUGCUUCACGCGCAUGAACAGUCUGGCUGCGCUAUCCUGAGUAAAAACGUCCCCACCCCAGAGUUGUCAUGCAGAUUUGCAAAGACAGUAAGACUUGUAAUGCGCAUCCCCAUGAGAGCCAUCUCCAAUCGUGUUUUGGAAUUUGUGAUGGUGCAAAUAGGAUGAGGAGAUGGCUUUGUGAUGCGGCUGUCCUUGCGAAACUGCACUACAACACAGAGGGGAACUUGUCAUGCAUGACUCCCAAAACUUCCGGGUUUGUGUUGCAGAUUUCCCAUCUUGACUAUGGGGUGGGGAUAUUUUUUCUCACAAUAUGCGCCGGCGGGAGGCGCAAAUGCUGGGACCACGUGGGCGAGCAGUGAAAAUAAAAUCCAGUCCGCUUUGGAGGUGAACCUCGCCGACAAUGGGGAAACGUUGAGUCCCAUGGGCAUCGUCACUUUUCUGGUGAUAUGCAUUGCAAAUAUGUCUGGGUCUGGAAGAGUGAGCGCAACAAGGUCUGCGUUGCUCCGCUAGCAUGAGAAUCAAUGAAGUCUGUCAUUUGGACCUUACCCAAGCACUAGCACCCCUUGUUUUGUCAUGCAGAAUCGCAGUUUGCCGUAUGCAACUCAGAAACUCGUCUUCGUCACGCGUGGUCGCCUCAUCAGGCGUCCUCGUGAUUCUUCAACCGGCAUCACAAGUUCCCAGAUCCAGACAUGUCCGCGAUGCAUAGCUCCUCCUGGCCCAGGGAUCGAUGGAUUUUGAAAGGAAGCUGCGCGAGCAGAGGAACGCGUUGCUGAGGGAGCACGGCAUGGAGAUCGAGGAGGAAAAGAGCGAGAAGAUGGCGCUGCGCUGGUGGGUGCACGUCGAACGAAAUGAGCUGCACGACACGCCGGAGUUUUUGAAGCUGUUGGAUUCCAAGUUAAAGGAAGCAGUGGCCAAGGCGAAGACAACAGAGAUUGAAACGAGAAGUAGCAGUUCUGCUGGACAAGCAGCAGCUGAAGAGAGGAAAGGAAACAAGACCUCCUUCGUUACCGCUGGCGGACAAGAAGUGAUUUCCGAGCAAGAUCCUUACAUCGCAGACACGUCAGACUUCAUCUGUCUUGCGCAAGACCCCGAGCGGUGCAGCAGCCGAGGUCACAACUGCGGCGCGUUGCUGCAUUUGCCCAACGUUUUCCGGCAGAUAAGCACGGCUCAAGAUCAGGCAGGUCCUGGUGAACAAGCGGAUUCGAACUUCGUGCCGUCUCGCCGUACUACAGUGCCAAUGCUCCCGAUUGGAAAAAGCAAGCAUUUCGCUGCCGCGAUGGGUGGUGGUACAACUGCGGAAGGGGUCCUCGCGCAACGAACUUUGCUCUCUGGGAUGAGAAGUCGUGCGGAUGACCCAUUUCUACUGAACGGCAUUACAACACCACCGACAACAUCCGCUUAUAAUUUCUCUACUGGUUUUGAUACUACAUCUGCUCGCCUGCAAAACCGGCAGCAACUGACGCGGAAAUUUUCCGAUUGGCAGGCGAUGCUGAUCCAGCCGCACGCGGGCGACGCGAAGGACAGCGCGAGCGUUGCCAGCGCCGAGAAGACAAUUUUGAAGUUCUUGCAGCACCUUUUUCGACUGGCGUCGUUGUCGAAAGAAGAAAGGAUCACCGAAAAAAUCAACUUCGAGCAGGCCAAAGCGGAGAAAGAAACGGCGAAGGGCCAAUUCGCGCGGCCGGACAAGGACGGAAGUACGUCAAGGCUGCAGCAUGGGGAACGACGAGCGGUAGAAGUUUUUGGUGAUGGUGUCGCAGCAAUAGCUUCAAAGCAAGAACUUUUUUCUUCUCGGCCGUCGAGAGGACAUGGACAGCAUUUUUCCACGAUGGACUAUCAAAUGCAAAAAUGUCUGGGUCUGGAAACUUGUGAAGCAAAUCUGUGAAUCGUGAGCGCACUACAAUAUGCAGCCAAGCAUGACAAGUUUUUGCACGUGCCAUGUGCUUCGUAUUCUGCAUGGCAAACUGCGUUGUUGCAUGACAGGCAGGAGGCCCCGUUCCUGCUUACGCAUCACAGAUCCAAGCGUCAUGCCAGACAAGCAUGACAAGUCCUGCAUUCCUCCAGACCUAGACAUUUUUGCAAUGCAUAUGGACAUGGUGGAUUUCAUUCGCCGCAGAAUGCUGGCGGUCGAACGGCAGCUGGCGAGCACAGCGAAGGAAAAGGCAAAGAGAGACAAGCCGCGCUCGGGCGUCGGCCUUCUGAACGAGAAGAUCCGGAAACUUCCACCGUCGCUUGCCGCUUUGGACAAGAACGCGUUUGUCGAUUUGCGGGAAUUUCUUCUGAAGGAGGAAGAGGAUAUCCUGCGCAAAAGUAUCGCACUCGUAUUGCAAUCAUGCAUAUACGAAUCUUGUUCUUAAGGUAAAGCAGCAUCACAAAUUUGAUUUCUCAUGCUGGAGAAAUUUGUAAUGCAUUUACACGAGGAGUGCGAUACUUGUUUUGCAAUUCAUAGAGGAUGUAGAAGUUGUACAACAACCUACCAGUAGCAGCGACCAGGACGAGGAAAUCGAAAUGGUAGACCGCAGCACGAGCCGUCAUCAAAGUAAUGUUGAAAGGACAAGCAAAAUGCAAAAGGGCCGCGCAAGAAAUUCUGCCUCAGGCGGCAGCUCCUUCACACCACUACCCCGGGUAUUCGACCAACAAGUCUUCAAGCUGGAACAAAAAAUACGACUGAACAGUCCGACAAUGAAAAAUGGCAUGAAGCCGAACAACUCAGGAGCUGCUGGCACUACACCAACAGGUGGCAGCAGUGCUAAUAUGAAGAGCGGGAUAGAAGAUGAAACCCUCGAAGACGACUUUCGUUCCCCAUCCCCGUCGCCCGAGAAGAUAAAACAGGAAGCAAAGUCACAGGAUCAUCGUUCGGGAGUGAAAACAUCAAAAACACUACGAGCAAAAGAAAGACCGCCAGCACAUGAACGCGACGACACAAGAAUCUCGUUUGCGGAGCUCUUUCCGCACCUGUUCUCUCCGACAGAGAUCGUAUCAAGUGUAAAAAUGUCUGGGUCUGGAAGAAUGCAACUUGUGAUGCUGCAUUUGGAUUCCAGAAAAAUCUGUAUUGCAUGAGUACCAAAAGGAAUGCAUUUUUUGCUACGCGGAGAGGGCAUUUGUCAUGCGGAAUAGGCAUCAAGAAGGUCUCAGAAAAUAUGUGAUGCUAGGGCAUGCAUCACAGACAUCAGGGCUCAUGCAAAACGUGCAUGACAAGUGUCAGAAUCUUCCAGACCCAGACACUUUUACAAUCCAUAGAUCGAAAACCUGACCUAUGCUAUCGCGCCCCGCCGCCCUUUUGUCAUCGCCGAUUUCGCGACGGUCAGCCUCAUACCCGACCGCAGGACCGGGAACCCGAAAAAGGUGCGUAGUACGGAGACCAGGGGGGUAUCGAAGAAAAAAACAUUGCUAGUGUAACUUUGUGAUGCGCAACCUGCAAGAUGAUUGCGUCUGUCAUGCUGGGCAUGCACUGUAGGGCCCAUUCAGUGGCGUUUUCACGUACUAUCCGCGCAUAACAGGUUUUUGCUCUCAUGCCAGACGGAUUUGUCAUGCUGUUCCUCCAAGAAAGUUACACCUACAAUCUUUUUUGCUUGGAUAGGGGGUCAGGCUCGCCUGCGAUUACGGUGCGCAGGAGGAGCACCAGGCGACGAUGAAAAAGUUACUCACGACUGGACAACCGGACGACCGCAUAAAGGCGCGCGCCUUGAUGCACGAACGGCUUUUCGGCGGAACGUCGCACCAAGACGAGCAGGAGGACCUCGUGCUUUCGCUCAACCCAAAGCUCGAUCUGCAUAAGCCAGUCGCAAAAAGAAAAACGUUAUGAAUUGCAAAAAUGCCUGGGUUUGGAAGAUUGCAACUUGUCAUGGUAAAUCUGAAGCAUGCAAAAAUCUGUGUUGCACGAGUGCCAAAAGCUGUAAACUUUUGACCAAGUUGGAAGGGAGUUUCUCAUGCAGGAUAGGCAUGGCAGAGACCUCGCAGAGUCUGUCAUGCUAAGUCCCGCACUCCAGACCUCAUGGGUCAUGGAAAAUCUGCAUGACAGGCCUACACUUUUCCAGACCCAGACAUUUUUACAUUUGAUAAACGUUUCGGCUGAACUUCGACGCCCUCCGGAGACAGGAAGAGGAAGCCUUCUACCGCGAAAACCUCGUGCCCGCCCGGAAACUCUUGUUGGCGUCGCACCUGUAUGCAUUGCAAAAGUAUCGUACUCGUAUAAAUGCAUUACAAAUUUCAUCAGCAUGAGAAAUACAAUUUGUAAUGCAGAUUUGCCUCAGGAACUACUACUACAAGACUUGCAUUUAGACGAGUGCGAUACUUUUGCACAGGAUAACCUGCCGAAGAAGCCGAACGGGGCAGAGGCGGACGAGGAGGAAAAGAACGCAUAUGCAUUGCAAAUAUGUCUGGGUCUGGACAGCUUAAACCUGUGUUGCGUGUCUCUCACUCCUGAAAAAUCUGCAUUGCAUAAGCAGCAAAAGCGCCACGCUUUCGUCAUGCAAAGUCGCAGUUUGUAAUGCGUGCCGCGCAUCGGAGAGUGUUCGAAAAAUUUGUCAUGCUUCACUGCACUUUAAAACGCGCGCAAUCAUGACCAUUCAGCAUUACAAGUUUCCAGACCCAGACAUAUUUGCAAUCCAUAACGCGGAGCCCGAACAAACUACUGUCCUGGCUCGCUUGGGGGGGUCGGACGGGCGGGACCAGCAGGAGCUGGCAUUGGACAACCAGCUGAACGUACCAGAGUGGACAACUCCCCCGCCCUCUCAUUUGCAUGGCAUCAUGAGCAGCAAGACAAACACCAACACACUUGGAGCCUGUGCAUGACAAGUUCACGGGCCGAGUGUAAGUAGUACUGUUUGGGCUUCCGAAAUUUGUCAUGCAAACAGUGCCACAAGGCAUCAACUCCAUUGGGGACUUUGCAUCACAAAUGAGGGGGAGGGGGACUUAUGCACUGUCAUAGAACGCCGAGUGGGUGAAGCGAGAGAUGGAAAACCAGAAGCAGCACACAAGCUUCGAGAACAAGAAGCACCUAAUAUCCUGAGCAAAAACGUCCCCACCGCAGAGUUGUCAUGCAGAUUUGCAAUGACAGGAACACUUUGUAAUGCGCAUCGACAAAAGAGGCAAUCGUGUUUUGGCAUUUGUAAAAUGCUUUAAACAGGAUCUAGGAGUAGAUGGGUUUUUGAAUUUUGAUGCGACAGCGACUGUCCUUGCUAACCUCAACUACACUACAAAGGCGAACUAACUUGUCAUGCGUGGCUCCCAAAACUUCUGGAUUUGUGUUGCAGAGCUCGCAACUUGACGGGGACGCUUUUACACAGGAUACCUACGCAGCGGGGUCGGCACGGUGGACAGCAGCACGCUGGACCGGGGUUGGGAGGAAGACCAGCUGGAACUUCAGCGUGCUUAUGCAUUGCAAAUAUGUCUGGGUCUGGAAACUUGUGAUGCCAAAAUGUAGAUGAUUGAAACGCUUUCGAGUGCAGCCAAGCAUGACAAGUUCUUGCAACGUACGUAGUCUCAUACGUAGCGCGCAUGACAAAGAGCGUUUUUGCAUUACAAAGAACGCUGUGCGUUUGUUAGUCAUGCAAUACAGAUUUUCUUUUUCAUCAUCAUCUUGGACGAAUGUAAGGCCAGCAUCACAAGAUCACUUUUUCCAGACCCCGACAUUUUUGCAAUGCAUAGUGCUGGAGCAAGAACUGCGGGAAGUAGUCGAGGGGUUCUCACUGGAAACUACACAUCACCGAGCGGAGGAGGUGGUCCUCUGCGUCGUACAGGUGCUAGCGGUGGUGGGGCUAGCGUCGUGGGCAGUAGUGCCGCCUCGACGUCGGCUUCAGCUUCACGCCCAGGAGGAGGGGGCCCAAGUUCUGUCGUUCCGGGGCACUACGGUUCUUCGGCAAGAAGUGUAGGGCAACGACCUGGCCAGCCUGUAUUAAUCGCGAGACCAGGAGGAACUGCUACUUCCUCUUCUAGUUUCAAAGCAAGCAAGUUUUCGAUGGGAAAAACGAACACGAGCGCAGCCUUCGCGGCCGCGCGGUUCGACGCACGGGCGGGAGCUGCACUGCAGCGGCCAACAGCCCAAUUUGAGCCGCCAGGCACGCAAUUAAAUGGAGUCGCUGGUGCUGGGAGCAGCGCAAGAACACGCCAGGAGCCCCCGGUCGUGGCCAACGUUCAUCAGGAACACCAGUUGGCUUUUCCCAGUGCUGCUGGCGUUGGGACCACAAGGACUACACCAUCGGGAAUUGAUGUUCCUUCGUCCUCUAGAAGUACAGCCAUCGUCCCCGUUCUUGCAUCUUCACGCCCGAUGCUGCCCCCAAGCAACCCGCCUCAAAGAACGCAGCAGGAGCAGCCGCCACCUGGGCUUGUCACAGCUUCGGCAUCCUCGUCCACGACCCCGGGGACAAGAUUUUCAACGCAAACAGCUGCGCAACCGUCUCCAAAUUCAGCACAAGAGUCCGCCGUUCCGACAGCGCAGGCUCUGAUCGAUGACCAUUUCACGGACGAGGCGACUGCGCUGGUGAAGUCGAAACUGGCACAGAAAUUGGAGUAUGCAUUGCAAAAGUAUCUUCGUCCUGGUAAAGGAAAUCGCAUAUACAAAUUGGCUCACCGUGUUGACAAAUCAUCACAAAUGGAAUCUCUCAUGCUGACUUGGCUUGCAAAGGAGAUUUGUCAUGCAUGAUUGCGAUUAGUUUUUACUUUAGUACGAGAGCGAUACCUUUGCGCCGGAUAUGGAGCGGGAGCUGAAUUCGGCACGGAUCGAGAGCGACAACGCCGUGACAAAUUUGGACACGUAUCCUUUGUAAAAACGUCCCUACCCCACAGUUAAGAUGGGAAAUCUGCUAGACAAAUCAGUAUGCUUUGGUUGUUGCGCAUGACAAAUUUGGGCGAGCAAUUUCAUCGUAUUCAGCUAAUGCAACCGCAUCACAGAGCUAGAGCGUUAUGCUCAGUGGAGCAUAACAAAUUUCCAAACGCGACGGGAUGAAAUUGCUUAUUGUGGGGCUCAGCAUGAGAAACAUCUUUGGCAUGCAGACCCGCAUUACAACUACAGGGCUGGGACGUUUUUGCUCAGGAUAGCACGUGGCUGCGCUACAGGCCCGACAGAAAUGUGACUUUAUUGAGACGCAUACUGCAGCGCAUGGAAGAGGAGGACGCGGAAUUGCGGAAAUUUUCGCUGAAGGAACUGACGAGAAGGAUCGGGAGAAGAAACCGGUAGGGCGUGGAACUACAAUCGGAUUUCCUGAGUGUGGACGCAACGGCGAGCUGCAAAUGAAAAUCUAAGUCAUAGCUUUACUGUCCAUCUAGACGAGGAAGAACGAGAGGCUUUUGCGCGAUGGAAAUUAGCGAUGGACGAUUAGAAGAUCGAGAAUCGAAAGGCAGGCGACUGCUCAAAGAUUUAUUUUGGCCCUGUCUACAACUCCGCAGGCACAGGCAGCAUAGCGCUGCUGUCUUCGUACGUG
This is a messenger RNA of Amoebophrya sp. A120, 10628 nucleotides long. The record is from the annotation of a GenBank genome assembly. Lineage: Eukaryota; Dinophyceae; Syndiniales; Amoebophryaceae.